Molecule: messenger RNA, 1992 nt
Organism: Bradysia coprophila
Lineage: Eukaryota; Metazoa; Arthropoda; Insecta; Diptera; Sciaridae
Biological process (GO): protein phosphorylation
Molecular function (GO): protein serine/threonine kinase activity; ATP binding
Source: RefSeq, a predicted model, not a curated record
CACCAUUAAUAAUUGAUUACGCACUAUAUACACUCACGGCAGAUUUUUUCUAGGCAGCAUUAUCGUUUUCAAGUUCGAUUGAACACCACUUGUAACGUCAAGUUCAAGGAAAUCAUCUCUUCACUACUGCAUUGCCAUUGUGUUAAGUGCGAAAUAAAUAUGCCAAGAACAUACGUAGACAAUGCAUAUAAUCGAAGCAUUGGACGUGUCGGAAUGACGGUUGGAAGUGCGGUCGUAUCUCGAUCGAGUAGUUCCCAAUCAUCCGGAGCAUCCUACGUGGAUAAUUCACAAAAUCGAAGCUUAGGACGUGUUGGUCUGCCAUUAGGAACGGCCGUUCAUUCUCGGUCUUCAGUUGGCACAUCAGCACAAUCAUUUUCAUCGUCCGAAGGAAGAACAUACGUGGACAACUCUCAAAAUCGAAGCCUAGGACGUGUUGGUCUGCCAUUAGGAACGGCCGUUCAUUCUCGGUCUUCAGCUGGUACAUCAGUACAAUCAUUUUCAUCGUCUGAAGGAAGAACAUACGUGGACAACGCUCAAAAUCGAAGCUUAGGACGUGUUGGUUUACCGUUAGGAACGGCUGUUCAUUCACGAUCAACUGGUGGAUCACCGAUCAACCAAUCAUUGGCUGGCUCACCAAGAGCUUAUGUGGAUAAUGCGUACAAUAGACGAUUGGGUCGUGUAGGACUACCUCUUGGAUCGGCCGUACAUUCCCGCUCAUCAGGCUCGAGUUUACAGUCUGGCGCAACUUCGAGUACGGUAAAAACGUAUGUAGACAACGCAUAUAACAGAAAAUUGGGGCGAGUUGGAUUACAGUUGGGCACUGCACCUGAGAGCACACUGAGAAAUCCGAAUAAGAAUCGACCACAAUUACAACGACUUCUGAUGGAUCUUGAUGAACAGGCUAACAAUGAGGAGGGUAUGUGGCAACACCUGGUAAAUACUCGAAACGUUGCAUUAAAUGACGAUGACUUAGUCAAUUGUGAUCAACUAGAGGAAAUACUAAAUCGACGUGACGCGGCAAAGGUACAAAAAUCACGUUCAGUCAAGUCGUCGUCAUUGAAAUUUGACGGACACGUCAUCGAUUUUGCUGAAUUGGAAAUUGGUGAUAAGAUCGGAAGUGGGGGCUUUGCUGAUGUUCAUGUCGCAAUGUGGAAAACAGAUUAUCAGGUCGCCGUUAAGAAAUUACGUGUGCAACGAGUUAGCCAAACAAGAAAGGUCGAAUUUGAAAAUGAAGCUCGACUACUGUCGACACUCAAGCACCCAGCCAUCAUCACUUUGUACGGAGCAUGUAUUGAAACGCCGAAUCUGGCGUUAGUUAUGGAAUUUAUGCCAAAGGGUUCACUGCAUGAUUUAUUAUUGGAAUCGGUUCAGUUGUCGGACGAUCAAAAGAAAUCACUGAUACAUGACUCGCUUUCCGCGUUGCAGUAUAUACACGAACGAAAAGUAUCGCAUCGCGAUAUCAAAAGUCGAAAUAUUUUAGUGUGUGAAAAUCUAACUAAUUGCAAAUUGUCAGACUUCGGUCUCGCACUCAAAGAAUAUUGUGAAACAUCAACUUCGGUUACAUCGGUGGCCACUUACCAUUUCGUCGGUACGAUAAAGUACAGCCCGCCAGAAGUUUUGAAAGGGGACCGUUUGAAUCAGGAUGAUUUAAUGGUUGCAGACAUUUAUUCAAUGGCACUGACGAUUGUUGAAUUAAUCAGUGAACAGGAACCGUUCGAUGGUUUCAAUCAAAAUCAAAUACGAAAAGCUGUAUUGGCCGGUGAAAUGCCGUCUAUCGACGAUGUUCCUGUUGAUCUAAAAGGCGUAAUUACGAAAUGUUUGGGAGAAGCAAAGCACCGACCUUCAGCUGUUGCUUUUCUGAAUGAAUUUUUGAAGGUAAAGCAGGACUUAUGGAUAUGAAUAUUUAGAUAAUUUUUUUUUGGUUGUUAAUUAUGUUUUUUCGGUUAGAAUGAGUUGAAUUUUGAAGUGAAAAAUAAAUCCGAACUCAGAAAA